AUGGACUUUCUCCGAACGGGGAUGAAAGUCAUUGACAAGGCAAGGUCCAGAAACUCUGAGACGCCCUUCAGAGUGUUGUCAGAGAAUGGUGACCUCACGGUUCUACCUCCCCGUUUCGCUCACAGCAUUCGCAACGAAGACAACCUAAGCUUUGGCGAGUUUAUCAAAGCGGACUUCCACUACCGAAUCCCUGGCUUCGAACCUUUUGGCUUCGUGGACCACGACUCGCAGAUUUUACAAAGCGUUGCAAGGAAACAGCUGACGAAAUACUUCAACACCGUGACUAAACCGCUCUCGUUGGAAACUGAGUUCGCCGCGCGCCGCAUAUUCGGGGAGUCUGCUGACUGGCAGGAAGUCCCUGCGAAAGACGCCAUCCUUGACCUCGUUGCCCGCCUCUCCUCCCGUGUAUUCUUGGGCGAGGAAUUGUGCCGCAACGAGGAGUGGCUGCGUGUCACCAAGGACUACACGGUCGUCUCCUUCAUGGCUGCUAUGAAGCUGACAUUCGUCCCUCACUCCCUGAGGCCCCUUUUGCACUGGUUUCUGCCCGGCUGCAAGCUUGUUCGCCAACACCUGGCCAAAGCCCGGACACUCAUCAGCGCCGUAAUCGAAAGCCGGCGUCUGUUGAAAAAGAGAGCUGUGGAAGAAGGCGUCGAUAUUCCCGACUACAACGACGCCAUUGAAUGGGCUGAACUCGAAUGCAAAGGGCAGUAUUACGAUGCGGCUGUGUUCCAGUUGACACUCUCCUUCGCCGCCAUCCACACCACGACGGACCUGCUGGCCCAGACCAUGUUGUUUCUCGCGAACGAGCCGGACCUCAUCGAGCCCCUCCGCGAGGAGAUUAUCCAGGUUCUGAAGGCUGAAGGGUGGAAGAAAAGCGCACUAUACAACAUGAAACUCAUGGACAGCGCUUUCAAAGAGACGCAACGCAUGAAGCCGAACUCAAUGUUUCAAAUGCGCCGCAUCGCCACCAAGGAUAUCAAACUUGAAGAUGGCAUCACGAUCCGACACGGAGAGCGAGUCGUCGUCGAUGCAUCUGCAAUGAAAGACCCCAAGAUCCACCAAGACGUGGACAAGUACGACAUCUACCGCUUCAAACGCAUGCGCGAAGAGCCGGGCAACGUGCAUAAGGCGCAGCUGGUGACGACGAGCCCCGACCACCUCGCCUUCGGCCACGGCCAGCACGCUUGUCCUGGCAGAUUCUUUGCUUCUAAUGAGGUCAAGGUUGCGCUCUGCCAUCUGCUCUUGAAGUAUGACUGGAAGCUUGCGCCUGGAAACACGGCGGACCCCUUUGUGGCAGGAGUCGGGAGACAGAUCAACCCGAAGACCGUCAUCAUGUUCAAGAGGCGGGAGGAGGAGCUCGAUAUUGACUCUCUGGACUUUGCGACUGAGACUGCCGAAGGUGGUGUUGCUUGA
Molecule: messenger RNA, 1413 nt
Organism: Colletotrichum karsti
Lineage: Eukaryota; Fungi; Ascomycota; Sordariomycetes; Glomerellales; Glomerellaceae
Product: cytochrome p450 monooxygenase
Exons: 5
Coding region: 1-1413 (470 amino acids)
Molecular function (GO): oxidoreductase activity, acting on paired donors, with incorporation or reduction of molecular oxygen; iron ion binding; heme binding
Source: RefSeq, a predicted model, not a curated record